UCGAAGAUGGCCCGAAAGUUCUUUGUCGGUGGCAACUGGAAGAUGAACGGCAGCAAGGCGGCCAAUACCGACCUUGUGCAGCUGCUCGCCAAAGGACCACUUGAUCCCAACACCGAGGUUGUCAUUGGUGUGCCCAGCAUAUAUCUGUCCCAAGUGCGCACACUUGUUCCGGAGAACAUUCAUGUGGCUGCACAGAACUGCUACAAGGUGGCCAAGGGCGCCUUUACCGGAGAAAUCAGCCCUGCAAUGAUUAAGGACGUCAACGUGGACUGGGUCAUUCUCGGUCACAGUGAACGGCGUAACGUUUUCGGCGAAAGCGAUCAGGUGAUCGGCGAAAAGGUUGGCCACGCUCUCGACGAGGGCCUCAAGGUGAUUGCCUGCAUCGGCGAGCUUCUCGAGGAGCGAGAAGCCGGCAAGACUGCUGAAGUGGUUUUCCGCCAAACCAAAGUCAUCUCAGGCUUUGUAAAAGACUGGUCAAAGGUGGUACUGGCAUAUGAGCCAGUGUGGGCCAUCGGCACUGGCAAGACUGCCUCUCCCCAGCAGGCACAGGAAGUGCACGAGCAGCUGCGCAACUGGCUCUCAGAGAACAUCUCCCCCGAGGUCGCCCAGUCAACUCGAAUCAUCUACGGUGGCUCGGUGACGGCGGCCAAUGCCAAAGAGCUGGCUUCACAGAAGGACGUGGACGGGUUCCUCGUCGGCGGUGCCUCUCUCAAGCCUGAAUUUGUGCAGAUUGUCAAUGCUCGCCAGUGA
Rhagoletis zephyria (snowberry fruit fly) is the source of this 750-nucleotide messenger RNA. The record is from RefSeq and is a predicted model, not a curated record. Lineage: Eukaryota; Metazoa; Arthropoda; Insecta; Diptera; Tephritidae.